AUGUCAAACGCGGAAAGGAGUUGCUUUUGUACUUAUGCUUCAGUCAACAAUUACAUUUUCCCAGAUUGUCAGUAUGGCAAAAAGUCGCCACAUGUCAAACAAUUGUUAACCCUUCAAAAUAAGCGUCACCUGAGUAGCAGAGCAAAUUCAGACGAAGUCGACGAUCUGAUUGACCCAGGUGUGCUCGAAAUGAUUGGAGCUCCUUGGGAUCCCAAACUUAGUCAAAAAGUGCUCUUGAUUCACUUGUUGCAUCCCAUUCGGAAAACAGCCACUACAGAGGAGCGAGAUUCAAUGGAGUACGACGAAGCUCUCCGUCUUUCGGAAGCGAAAGCAUUGGUCCAGUCAGUACCUAACUGGAGUUUGCAUUCAUCCCUAUCUUAUUAUGUCAAUAAGUCACACUUCAACCCUAACUUCCUUUUUGGACCCCAGAAAAUGGCAGACAUAUCCCAGUUCUUAUCUAAGAACAGAAUAGACGUGAUAUUCAUAAACACUCCCCAAAUUACAAGUAUCCAAUUCGCCAAUCUAUCGAAACUAUGGCGCCGUUUUGUUAUCGACCGCUACCUCCUCGUCCUCACAAUAUUCCGUCUACACGCUUCCUCAAAAGAAGCGAAACUACAAGUUGCCCGUCUAAUGGUCUCACUCCUCAAACAUAGAGUGGAGAGUAAUUGUCUACCGUGGUACUUGACCGAGAAGGUUCUUUCGUCCUCUAGCGCAGGAUCCCUAGUUGCAGGAACAAAACGCGCUAAAGGUGCAGUCACAUCCAAAGAAGCAAGAAGACUGACAGUACAGGCGCUAGAAGCUAAAGUCAAGGAUGGUCUUGAGAUGGCGAACAAGAACAGAUCAAGACUGCGGAAGCGAAAAUUGGAGUCACACGUUCCCUUGAUUUCAGUCAUAGGCUACACCAACUGCGGAAAGACUACGUUAAUCAAGGCUCUAACUCAGACCGAUAAAUUAACCCCCCAGAACAAAUUAUUCGCUACAACAGAAGCCUCAUCCCAUUUUGGUCAAUUACAACGUGGCGUUUCCUGCAUUUACAACGAUACAGUCGGCUUUAUAUCCGAAAUGCCUUACUCACUUGUGGAUGCAUUCACAGCCUCUUUUGAAGAAAUAUCAGCUGGUCAACUAGUAGUCCACGUCACUGACAUCAGUCAUCGUGACUGGAAACGACAAGUAGAUGUUGUCAACAGAACUGUAGACGAGAUGACGAAUAAAACGGCAAAAGAUUUGUGUACUGGAGAUCACUCGUGGGUAAAACCUUCGUUGGACGGAGAAAGUGUAGUUUUAGACAAACAAGCAGUCAUUCAUGUGUUCAACAAGUCAGAUAAGUUAACUGAAACCGAACUUGAAAGUCGCCUCUCCGAUGAUCUCAUAACUGGCAACCAAUCGAGUAGAGUAGUGACUUCAGCCACCCAGUUAAAAGGAGUCAACUCUCUCAAAGAAGCAAUAUUCUCUCGUUUAUUAUCAACUGGUUUUCUCAGAGAAGAAACAAUAGUGAUUCCCAACUACAGUAAUGGAGAGUACGAAUAUCUGAAUGAACAUGCAUGUAUUGCCGAAGAGAUAAUUGAAGAACAUUUUUCAAAUGAGAAUGAAGAUUUUAUCGCCGAAGAUUCGAUUCGAUUGAAGAUUUUUGUUAAUUUCGUCGUUUUGAGAAAGUUUGCUUCCUUGUUUCCUGAAAACGAAAUCAGCCAAAUUGUGCUGAAAGAGAUUGAGACUGAAAAAGUAUUCAGCUGGGAAAAUAUUGGACCUUGAACCUGUUACCCCAAUGUGCUACCUCAGGACAU
Molecule: messenger RNA, 1781 nt
Organism: Symsagittifera roscoffensis
Lineage: Eukaryota; Metazoa; Xenacoelomorpha; Acoela; Convolutidae
Product: putative GTP-binding protein 6
Exons: 7
Coding region: 1-1749 (582 amino acids)
Cellular component (GO): cytoplasm
Molecular function (GO): GTP binding; ribosome binding
Source: RefSeq, a predicted model, not a curated record